CACUUAGAAGCUGAGGCAACAGCUGAUAAAUGCCCUCCCCGCUGCCUACCUCGCUCUCUUCCCCCCCCCCGUGCCUCCGCGCGCACGCAGGGAACAAUUUGAAGGCAAAUAUCAUGCGAAGGUUUCACAACCCUCUCAUUGGCUCAGAAGUCAGAGACCCCAUCAUAUAAAGCGAGAGUGACUGAUCCAGCAACCCUUUUCCAGCAGGCGAGCGCGGAGGCUCACAGCAGCCAGGAAAAAAGUCAUUUUACGCGCAGGAGAGAGAGACGGGCGCUGCGCUGCGCGUUCUGCGAGGACACUUGAAACAACAACAGAGAAACUGUGAGCUGAAGCAUCUAAACAAGCAUGUGGCUACUGGAGAAGCUCCGCAGCUCCGUAGAGAGCAGUGGGACAAAUUCCCAGACCCCACAGAUGACAGAGGCCAUUCCAGUCUCCGUUUAUGCCAACGUACUCACUCCAGAAAGGAUCCCUGAUUUCUUUAUCCCACCUAAACUUGUGUGCUGCCCGCCAGAUGAGUCUCCCAGCCCAGAACCUCUGCACUGCUCCACUCUCAGGCCAUCCGCGUCAGACCAUGCCAUCUGCAGCAAGAGCCCCAGAGCUAGGAGAAGCAAGAAUCCCACCAGCCCUCGCCUUUUUGCGAAAAACCUUCAAAAGUCAGCUAACCGCCAUAUCAUCCAGAUUGAGAGUGCGGAUGAGCCUGCUGCUGGGUCUGCGGGGAAGGGGGAUGUUGACGUCAACACCAACGCUGACCCCCAGUCGCAGACUGCAAUGUCUUUACCGUAUGUUCCAAAGGCCCAGACUUCCUAUGGCUUUUCUACCCUGGUGGAGUCUCCUCACACCCGACGUAAGGAGAGUUUGUUCCACAGCGACCCCAACAGUCCUAGCACCUCCCCUAACUCCCAAAGGCGUUCCCAAGGUGGGACCCUUCUGGCCCCAGCUGACCCCAAUCCCUACAGGUACUUCAGCGGAGGUGAGAGUGACACCUGCUCCUCAGCGGAAUCUUCCCCCUUCAACUCUCCUCUUCUGUCUCGAUCUGCCUCCCUACUGCGCUCUAUUACCAAGGAGACACAAGCCAAGGUGUCGCGUGCCAAACGCUCCUUGGCUCGCCACAGCUCUCUCUCAACUGAUGAAUGCAGCUCAGCGGACAACAGCCCCAACAUGCAGCGGCGCCGCACGCGCUGCCCCCCCUCUCCUGCUUUCAGGGGAAGUAAAACAAGCAGCACCAGGGGCGCAGCGUCAGAUCUCCUGCAGCGCGAGCACACGAUCUAUCUCCACAAGGGGGGCACACUGAGACUGAGUACUCACUACGAUGCCGAGGCGGCCCGGCUGCGGAUUCGAGUGCUAGCUGCAGAGGCCCUAUACAACACGCAGACGGAUCUCAAAAGCAUCAACUGCUGCGUUGCCCUCUACCUGAACCCUGGUAAGCAGCAGAAACAAAGAAGCACCAUCAUCAAGAACAGCAGGAACCCGGUUUUCAAUGAAGACUUUUUUUUUGACGCACUGCCCCAGGCACAAGUAAAGAGCCUGGCCAUGAAGAUAAAGGUGGUGAACAAAGGAACCAGUCUGAGGAGAGACGUGUUACUUGGGGAAAGGGAGGUGCUCCUCAGUGAGCUGCUUGCAGGCCUUUAGACAUCUCCUGUCAAGACUCGGGAGAAAACAGUCACCUGUCACAGGUGGAGGGCUUUCUCCCCUUCACACUGACAACCUUUUUGUACCACUUCAGAGCUGACAAAUGCCGGACAGGAGAAAGCAUUUGAAAACAGUUUUGUCAUGCUCUUAGCUUAUGUCUUUGAUUUUAAACACAUUCAUUUUUUAUUUACUUUUUUUUUUUUAAGUCCAAUUUUACCAAAAGCAAGCAGCUACAACCUGCAUGCUUGCCAGAAACAGUGCGAUGUGAGCUUUGGAGCUUUGACUUUCAGGUGUUUCUUUUGAAGCAAUGACACAUGAUGCAUAGAUGUGCUACUAUUUAGCUGUGUUGAUAUUUGCAUCAGCUUUACUUUUGUGAUAAAUCUUAAUAACCUUAGAGUGUAUUUUUUGCAUGAAAAAGUCCAAAGUAAAAAUGAAUGUUUACUCACUGUAACUUCUUGCAGAUGUGUUGUAAAAAAAAGAUCUUAAUGUGCUCAGUUUAAAAAAGUAUGAAUAAACAUCACAAGAAGUUA
Molecule: messenger RNA, 2159 nt
Organism: Oryzias latipes (Japanese medaka)
Lineage: Eukaryota; Metazoa; Chordata; Actinopteri; Beloniformes; Adrianichthyidae
Product: C2 calcium-dependent domain-containing protein 4C
Source: RefSeq, a predicted model, not a curated record